AUGGAGACCAGCUGGCUCCUCCUCGCCGGCGCCCUCCUGCUCUCCCUCCUCGCCCUGCGCCGCCACGCCAGGAACCGCCGCCUCCCGUCGGGCCCGCCGGCAGUGCCGCUGUUCGGCAACCUGCUGUGGCUGCGCCACUCCGCCGCCGACGUGGAGCCGCUCCUGCUCCAGCUCUUCGAGCGGUACGGCCCCGUGGUGACGCUCCGGAUCGGCUCCCGCCUCGCCGUCUUCGUGGCCGACCGCCGCCUCGCGCACGCCGCGCUCGUGGGCGCCGGCGCCGUCACGAUCGCCAACCGGCCCAAGCCCGCCACCGGCGCGCUCCUGGGCGUCGGCGGCAAAAUCAUCACCAACGCCGACUACGGGCCCCUCUGGCGCCUCCUGCGCCGCAACCUCGUCGCCGAGACGCUGCACCCGUCGCGUGUCCGGCUUUUCUCGCCGGCGCGCGCCUGGGUGCGCGGCGUGCUCCUGGACAAGCUGCGCGCGGGCGCGGGCGGGGGCGGCGCGCCCGGCGACGCCAUGGAGGCGUUCCGCUACACCAUGUUCUGCCUCCUCGUGCUCAUGUGCUUCGGCGAGCGGCUCGGCGAGCCCGCGGUGCGCGCCAUCGAGGACGCCGAGCGCGCCUGGCUGCUCUACAUCUCCCAGCAGAUGAGCGUCUUCUUCUUCUUCCCGUCCAUCACCAAGCACAUCUUCCGCGGGCGCCUCCAGGCCGCGCGCUCCCUGCGGCGGCGCCAGAUGGAGCUCUUCGUGCCGCUGAUCAACGCCCGGCGGGAGUACAAGCGGCAGAUCAAGGAAGGCCAGGCACCGACGAGCGAGACCACGUUCCAGCACUCGUACGUGGACACCCUGCUGGACAUCACGCUCCCGGAGGAGGGCCACCGCCCGCUCACCGACGGCGAGAUCGUCACGCUCUGCUCCGAGUUCCUCACCGCCGGCACCGACACCACCUCCACGGGGCUGCAGUGGAUCAUGGCCGAGCUGGUCAAGAACCCGGCCGUCCAGGAGCGCCUCCACGCCGAGAUCAGGGCCACCUGCGGCGACGACGCCGAAGAGGUCUCGGAGGAGGCCGUCCAUCACAUGCCGUACCUCAAGGCGGUGAUCCUCGAGGGCCUGCGCAAGCACCCGCCGGGCCACUUCGUGCUGCCGCACAUGGCCGCGGACGACAUGGACGUCGGCGGGUACCUGAUCCCCAAGGGCGCGACGGUGAACUUCAUGGUGGCCGAGAUGGGCCGGGACGGGCGGGAGUGGGAGAGGCCGAUGGAGUUCUUGCCGGAGCGGUUCCUUGAGGGCGGCGACGGCGCGGGCGUGGACAUGACGGGAACCAAGGGGAUCCGGAUGAUGCCGUUCGGCGUGGGGCGGAGGAUCUGCGCCGGGAUGUCCAUCGCCAUGCUGCACCUCGAGUACUUCGUGGCCAACAUGGUGAGGGAGUUCGAGUGGCGGGAGGCGCCCGGGCACGAGGUGGAGUUCGAGGAGAAGCGCGAGUUCACCACCGUCAUGAAGAAGCCGCUGCGCCCGCGCCUUGUGCCCAGGAGGAGCUGAUCGAUUUGGGGGAGUUCCAGUAGUUAGCUUUAAUUUGGAGAGCUUAUUAGUUAUAGACUUAAUUAGUUAAUUUGCAUACGCACGUGUCAGUAAGAGACCAUUAAGUACAGCACUAGUUUAGUGUACGUCCAUGGAUGACAGUGCUCUGUAUCAAGUUCGUGGCAUCCAUUGACCGAUACUUUUCUUUUUCUUUAAGAAUAUGUCAUCCCAUUGGCCAUUACUCUAUAGGCAGAUUUAUGAUCAAGAUUGCCAGCUUCCUGAUUCUAAUCUUUGGAUUUUAUGACUUUAUGAUCCAAGGUGGAUUAUAGGAUCAGAUAGAGUCGUCUUUGGUUUGGUAAACUCCAAUUCACGCAACCGUAAAAUAAACCAACAUUAACAUGGAUAAAAAAGAUUUACAUUGAAGAACCACUCAAAAUAACAUUGUUUUAAUGGUCAUGAGUUAAUAGGAGUCAUAUAUACAGGCGGCCUUGUACAUGAUACUUUGUAAUUUUUCACAUAAAUCUUAUCACGUUCAUUUGCACUAUAAUCUUGCUUAAGAUCAUUCAGUCAGGCCUAACAUCACAAAACAAGGCAUAUUUUUUUCAUGUGUAGUACCCCCUCUAUUCACUUUUGAUAGCUAGAUUUUAAAAACUCAAAUGUUCAAAAAUGAUAGUUAUAUUUGCUAUUGGCAUGACAUGUGGCAAAAAACAUA
This is a messenger RNA of Panicum virgatum (switchgrass), 2227 nucleotides long. RefSeq names its product cytochrome P450 89A2-like. NCBI's taxonomy places the organism in Eukaryota, Viridiplantae, Streptophyta, Magnoliopsida, Poales, Poaceae. Gene Ontology annotation, molecular function: oxidoreductase activity, acting on paired donors, with incorporation or reduction of molecular oxygen, NAD(P)H as one donor, and incorporation of one atom of oxygen; heme binding; iron ion binding. The coding region runs from base 1 to 1536 and encodes 511 amino acids. The transcript has a single exon. The record is from RefSeq and is a predicted model, not a curated record. Gene Ontology annotation, cellular component: membrane.